CAACAUAGUAUGUAUUCUCUAUGCCUUGCUUUGUUCUGGCCUACUGGUCAGGAGAGGUGAUGAUGCUGGUAUCUGAACUGCCUCCUAGAGGCUGCAUAAGCACUCCUUUAACAAUGGUAGUAUUGUAAGCCUGUUGGCCUAAUAUGGAGUUGUACUGCCGGACCACCUGGCUGGCUUGUUGUGAAUGAUGAUGUAUUGAGACGUAUCAAUUGUUGUAUAAAAGCUUUGGACGGACACCAUCUUAGGUCCAUCUUGUCUUUGGGAGCUAUCCCCUAGAUGGCCACUUUGUUAUUCUGCAGAAUUCAAUCAAGUUUUUUUUAACUAUAAAGUUUUCUCCUCCUUGGUAUGUACAAAACUGGCUAUCAUCUACCAAGUAGAUAGUCACCCUCAAGAAGCUACUAAGGGGGGUGGGAGUUGAUUUGUUGAUUUGCUCCACUUCCUUGCGGUGACUAUGUGCUGCUAUUAUUGCGGAACUCUGACUGAUGGGUACUGUGGGGGAGAUCAGAAGAUGCCUACAUCCUGUGCCAAUCAUCUUACUGUCCUACCCAAGGCAUCUACCUCUAACCUGCAGGAGGCAGGUGCCUUGGAGACGAGAGGCAGGAGUCCACCUGCAAGCAAGCACAAGGAACAGCCCUUGUCCAGGGAAGAUGAGCAGCGACAGGUUCCCCGUGGAAGUGAAAGCUGUGGGCUUGCUGAAGCAUGGGAAGGAGAAGAUCUACAUGCUGUCGGUGUCCUGGUCAGAUCAAAACAAUGUUCUCAUCUACAGGACCUUGAAAGAGUUUAAGAAACUCCACAAAGAGUUGAAGAGAAAAUUCCCCAUUGAGAGUGGUCUCCUGAAGAGGUCUGACCGGACCAUCCCAAAGUUACGAGAUCCUAAAUGGGUGCUGCGGAAGAACCAGGAUCUGAACAGGUCUAUGAAGAGGCUGCAGUUGCUGGAGACCUAUUGCUGGGAACUGCUGAAGGCAGAGGCCAAGAUCUCCCAGGGAGAAGAUGUGAUUCACUUCUUUGAAGCACAGAGCCAAGAUCUGGACCCCUCUUUCCCAGAAAACAGCGUCAUCAUUUUGCCUUCUGCGGCAGGAGAGAGGAAGAAAGAGGCAGCCGGGCCUCCCAGCCCCACCAUCACGCAGCCCCUCAUCUCACAGAGCUACAGGUGCAUGGAGGCCUUCGAGACCAAAGACACCCAGAACAGGCCCUUCCGAGCCGCCAAGGAGGAGAUGCUGGAGGUGCUGAUGAAAGACACGACCGGGUGGUGGUUGGUAGAAAACGACGGGAAGCAAAUUGCCUGGUUCCCAGCCCCGUACCUGGAGAUCGAAGCAGCAGCUGCCUGUGGGGGCAGCAACGACGAAGGGCUGCUGUACUGCACCACACGAGCCUACGAGGCUAAGAAGCCAGAUGAGCUCUCCGUGAAUGUUGGGGCCGUGGUGGAAGUGCUGGAGAAGUCGGACGACGGCUGGUGGCUCGUCUGGUACAACAGGAAUGCUGGCUACGUCCCCUCCAUGUUCCUCCAGCCAUACAGGAACCCACACAGCAGAUUCCUGGCUCUUGCGAAGGACCACCUCUUUCUCUCCACCCCUAACCUGUCUGAAGCCCCCAGCCCUGCAAGCCAGGGAGGCCACGAAAGGGAUGCGCUGCAAGCGUGUCCACCAAACGAUACGUGGGAAAGGCAGGACACGCCACCGAGCCGAAUCAGAUCCCAGUCUCUGGCGGGGGAUCUGGCCGCAGCCAGUUCUGGUCUGGCAAUCGGGGCCGAGAGAUCAUCCGACCACUCAGGUAACAGCAGCAAACAGGGGUCUUCCUGGCCCCAGAAGCUCAAGGUCAAGAGAAUGGGGCACACGCUUCUCACAGAGAGCUUCCAACACAACUUGGGAAGUCAAGUCAGCCUCUCAUCCUCCCUGGAGAGCAAGAAGCGGAGUGACUCCGGCUUCGAAUCGUCUUUGGACUGCUUGGAGAACCUGCCUUGCUCCUCAGAUUUGGAGCCUGCCCUGGGUGGCCCCAGGGUGCCCCCACGACCCUUGCCCCACGAGAUCCUCCAGAGGUGCACCACCAUCACCAAGAGGGCUAUGCAAGGGGCGCUGCCCAGGUCUGACCUCCCAGCUUGCACUCGUGGCUCUCCUUAAAAGGGGAUCACAGAACAAGUGGGGUGCAGAAAAGGUGGCUUCCAUCUCCUUGGCUUCGCAAACCAGGGGUGGAGAAAAAUACGCACGAGAAAGCCAACAAAAUACUGCCACUUGUGCACGUUUAGAACUCAAGAGGCGGAAGAAAGGCUAGUGCAAGCAGACGGGCACAUUUCUCUAGGUAGGGAAGGGUCAGCCUGAAGUGCCUAGACGGGAGAGAUUCUCCUUGCAGGCAUCUUUGGACUGAGAGACACUCUUCAGAGAGAAUCAUUCUGCUCUUUACAUAGAAACACCUUGAUAUCAAAAGCAUCAUCUAUGUGAUUCUUCAGGUGACCGGUGGGGAUGGGUUUCUCAUACUCGGGAGCUGAUAGACAAGACUGGAGGAAGAAUUUUCCUCCACAGCAGGGGCAGGCCACCUUGCCUCUCCAGACGUUGUUGAACUACAACUCCCGUGUGCAAGGCAGGGCAGCAUGGGCUGCCAGAGAGAAUCCUGUCUCAUUAUUGGAGGGCUGGCACAGGGGACUCCUUGCUCUCCUUCUGCCUAGCAUGUCACCCUUGUUCGAAAAACCUGAUACCCAAAUAUCUGCAUCCUGCAGCACGGCUAUUUCUUGAUGUCAUCUUUGUAGGCCGUUUCAUUGCACAUAAAAGAAAAAUCCAACAAAAUACCAUCAAAGGCAAACGUUUUGACAUAAAAAUGCCAUUAUCAAGGCUUCUUAUAUAGCAAAAGCUGAAACCCUCACAGCCACCUGAAGCUGAUAAAAAGACACAGGGGAGAUGAGAGGAGAAACCUUCCCGAGCUCAGCACUAAUAAGGAGGGCCACCAUUUUUUGAUGGCCUAAGUGGAACAGAAAUAGGUGUUUAACAAUAACUAAUUAGUGGGUGGUGAGUUUAUUUAGUCCAUGUUAGCUGGCUGAACCCACACGGAACAUCCUGGCUAUCUGUCCAGAAUCCAUGGGAUGGAGGAAGUGAUGCCCAUGGCCCCCACUCCUUCCCCAAGUAACAACUGAAUCUCUCUGCUUGGCUUGCAAAUUCCCUAGAAGGGAACUGCCUCAUAUGUUUGAGUCAGCCAAAGGCCUGCACAGAGUUGUCUUGGGUCGGACACUUCGCUCUAACUCUGUUUUUCUUCUGCAAUGUGGAAAUACAUUAAAUUGUAAUAAAGGGCCUCCAUCACCCUGAAGGAGGCUCAUUUUCUAAUAUCAGUGCAGUAUGUCAAUGCUGUUCUUGCCGUAUAUGUAUGUGAAUCAAAUGAGUUAAUAUAUUUAAAUGUAUCGUGUUCACGGAAGGCACUUUGGCUAAGAGAUGUGCCUUUAAAUAAACUUUUCAUUCAGACUCGGUAGCAGAA
This is a messenger RNA of Hemicordylus capensis (graceful crag lizard), 3456 nucleotides long. RefSeq names its product NADPH oxidase organizer 1 (gene NOXO1). Gene Ontology annotation, biological process: superoxide anion generation. The transcript is spliced from 9 exons. Gene Ontology annotation, molecular function: superoxide-generating NADPH oxidase activator activity; protein binding; phosphatidylinositol binding. The record is from RefSeq and is a predicted model, not a curated record. NCBI's taxonomy places the organism in Eukaryota, Metazoa, Chordata, Lepidosauria, Squamata, Cordylidae. The coding region runs from base 483 to 2117 and encodes 544 amino acids.